AGGGGGCAGGUCAAACCUAACUGUCAUCUUGGAAAAAAAAACUGAUGCAUUUGCCUGGGAUUCUGCACUCGUCUGCACUAGGUGAAUUUCCAAUUCCUCGAUUUCUGGAGCAGUAGGAUAGGAUGACAUGUGAGAGAAAUGUCGUUGGAUAAAAUAAUAAAAAAAAUACCUGGAGAAGUUCCAGUGUCGAGGAGGGAGGGCCAGGGGUUCGUCGACGACCUGGAGAGCAAAACGAAUAUCGAAGUCAGGGAUCUUCUGGAGAGACAGGAUAAACUCCUCGCUAACAAGUCCUUCAUCUCGAGAUUGCCGGACAAAGGCGAGAAAAUCACAAGAUUCCGGGCGAAAUUACUGCAGGAAAUCAAUCGCAGGAAUGACCUUGAGCAAGCAGCGAAUUUAUUAUCGAGGUUGAAUAUCGCUUCUGAGGGAAAAGAUGCCAUGAAUGAAUUAGAAUGGACUGGAAAAUUCUGCGAGAAAAAUUCCUCUGGAAAAAUUGUCGAACUGGACUCGGAUGAUGAGGAAGAUCCACUUAAAAUUCUUGCUCAGCCAACAGGAACAGGAGUUCAUAAGAAGAAAAUAAUCAUUCUCCCUCCAGAAGAGACUCUGAUAAACGAGCAGGACCUCCAGGAUAUCCAGUCCUUCAGUGCAGAGGGCCUGGAUGCCCUCCAGCAUGUAAAAUACAUUGUGGAUAAAGUCGAGAAGGACGAGAGUAAUCAGAAGGAGCACUUCAAGCCCUACAAGACCACAAAAACCAACGUCCAUGAUCCCAUGAAGGAGAGAGUACGUAAAAAGGAUAAACACUGGGAGGUGACAGCAGCUACUCCACCUCUCAUUGUUCACGGGGCUGUAAAAGGUCUCAGCUUAAAUGAAUCUCUUAAAUUACAAAAAGAACAGGCGGAGAAACUCAGGGAAGUGCAGGCGAGACACGCGAUUGAACGCCUGACCCAGCAUCUGGGGAUUUAUCCAGUCGGGGGAAUACCAAAUUCAAGUGCUUAUCGAUCACGAACUCGAGAGAGUGACUCUUCAGACACUGAAAGUGAUGAGGAACACGAGGUCCACGACGAAGAGGAUAACGACAAGGCGGGAACAGUCGUCUUCACCAUUGAUUCCAUGCACGAGUGACUGAUUCCCAUAAUUAACAAUGAUGUAAAAUCAAUAAUUUUAGAACUAAUCGAUGUUACGAAAGUUUAAAAUUCGAGUUACUUCAGUUUAUCAGUGAUUCAUGGAAUGAGUGCUCAAGGAAUUGAUGUAAAUAAAUUGCUUCACUGUAAAUAUACGUUUAAGGCCCGGGUGGACUACCUAUAGAACGUCAUCUUUUGUUUAAAUUUUAUCUUUCUAGCCUAAAAUACAUAAA
Fopius arisanus is the source of this 1351-nucleotide messenger RNA. It is a transcript of the gene Polr2M, whose product is annotated as RNA polymerase II subunit M. NCBI's taxonomy places the organism in Eukaryota, Metazoa, Arthropoda, Insecta, Hymenoptera, Braconidae. Gene Ontology annotation, molecular function: transcription elongation factor activity. Gene Ontology annotation, cellular component: nucleus. The transcript has 5 exons. The record is from RefSeq and is a predicted model, not a curated record. Gene Ontology annotation, biological process: transcription elongation by RNA polymerase II. The coding region runs from base 139 to 1119 and encodes 326 amino acids.